Molecule: messenger RNA, 1235 nt
Organism: Bubalus bubalis (water buffalo)
Lineage: Eukaryota; Metazoa; Chordata; Mammalia; Artiodactyla; Bovidae
Product: zonadhesin-like
Exons: 3
Coding region: 248-1054 (268 amino acids)
Source: RefSeq, a predicted model, not a curated record
CUCCUUCUGCCCCUCACCCCUUCACUUACCUUUUCCCUCCUUUGCUCCAGGGCAAUCUCAUCCUUCAACUGUGAGUGAAGUUUUUUUUUUUUUUUUUUUUUCACCCUUCCCCCAGCCCCCUGGGAAUGCUGACUCCAGAGAUCUGGGCCUGAGGUUGUAUAAAUGCCCUGUGGAGUUGCAGUCCAGCACUCUUGGCCUCCCCACCUCUGCCAGCCUCCUGGGCUCUCCACCCAGCACCACCAGCAUCAUGCUCCGGCAAGCCCUUCUCCUCUCCACCUGCUUCGCUCUGGCUAUGACUUACCCUGCACUGCUUCAGGAAUUCAUUGCUGACUUAGAGUCAACCAUUGACAUAGAGUACACUGGCCUCGAGUCGACCAGUGGCCUAGAGCCAGCCACUGUCUCCACUUACCUGGAGUCAACCACUGUCCCCACUGACCUGGAGUCAACAACUGUCCUAGAGUCAACCACAGGCCUCGAGUCAACAAUUGGCUUAGAGUCGACAGCUGGCCCCAUUGACCUGGAGGCAACCACUGGCCCCACUGACCUGGAGUUGACAGUUGGCCUAGAGUUGACCACUGGCCCCACUGACUUGGAGUUGACCACUGGCCUCCAGUCAACCACUGGCCCCAUUGACCUGGAGUCAACCACUGGCCUAGAGUCAGCCACUGGCCACACUAACCUGGAGUCAAUCACAGACCUAGAGUCAACCUCUGGCCUAGAGUUGACUACUGGCCCCACUGACCUGGAGUCGACCACUGGCCUACAGUCAACUACUGGCCUGGGGUCGACCACUAGCCCCACUGACCUGGAGUCAACCACUGGCCCACAGUCAACUUCUGGCCUAGAGUUGACUACUAGCCCCACUGAUCUGGAGUCAACCACUCACCUACAGUCAACCAUUGGCUUAGAGUCAACCACUGGCCUAUCAGACUUGACCACUCACCAUGACUUCACUGAAGAUACAGAAACAACCACUGAAGUGUAUUUGGAGAACACACAGACUUUUGAAGGUGUCACUGCUGGUUAUUCUGAAGAGCCUGUGACUGAAGCAUAAGGCAAGUUCAAAGACCUCUCUUUUUUGCUCUUCUUGGUCUCUGAGGGAUUUUUUUCUUGGGAGGCACUCCAGGACAGAUUCAAGAAGUGGGACUGGGGUAGGUACUCUUACCAUGUCUACACCGUUCUCAGCCAGGCACCAUGUUCACUAGCUGAAUCUACUUUUGGGGGAGAAGAGAGAA